ACGUUUACUAGGGUUGGGCGGCCGGUUGAAAGAAAGAAGCACAAGCAGCUCCGGCUUGGUCCAAAAAGCAAGUGCAUAUCGGAUGAUAAUCAUCCCCACGGCAGCUGGUGAGUCGAUCGUUUCUAAAUGUUUUCCUGCCUUAGUCCUGGAUGUGUUGAGAGCAGCAUCGCUGUAUGAGAAGGCUAAGCUCAUAUGUCAACCAAAAAACGGGCAAACCAGGCAGCAUCCGUGAACGGAUUCAUUUUGAUUUAAUUGAGCCUGACUUACAGAGAGCCAGUGUAAAUCAUUGGCGGUUACGCGUGGAGAUCAACACAUCGCUUCCGGAUUAAACAUUGCAAUUAACGGUGGUGUGAAAUACACAACACGACCACCUAUAAACAAUGACAUCGGCGUUCUUAUGUGGUUAUUAUAUCGCAUGUUUCUCUACGGAAUAUUGAAUGCAUCCGACUGAAGCAUGGCCUGCACUGUGGCUAAUUUGAAGCCGCUGUCAUUGGCUGACUAGCCGUCGACUGCCUCCCUCCUGCAAGCAGAGUUGGUGUGUUGUCAUUUUCAAAGGCGACUUUCAGCACAUCUGAGCAUGAAUGUGUGGUCAAGCGUCUAAGAGGACUCCCACUGAAGCCACUGAAGACUGUUUAAGCCCCCCCCCCCACCAAGAGGAAGGAGGAUGUCAAGUUCUGGAUGCAAUAAAGGUCCAAGGUGAUCUUGAAGGGCAGAUAUGAGUCUGACAUCUUGGUUCUUGGUGAGUGGCGGAGGGACACGCCAUCGUCUCCCCAGAGAGAUGAUCUUUGUGGGGAGAGACGACUGUGAACUCAUGCUUCAGUCCCGCAGCGUGGACAAACAACAUGCUGUCAUCAACUAUGAGGAAGAUACAGACGAACACAAAGUCAAGGACCUGGGGAGCUUAAAUGGGACCUUUGUCAAUGAUGUGAGAAUACAGGAGCAAAUGUAUGUCACGCUGAAGAUCGAUGACAAACUGAGGUUUGGUUACGAUACGAACUUGUUCACUGUGGUUCGUGGAGAGCUACUCAUUCCGGAGGAGGCCCUAAAGCAUGAGAAGUUCAGUAGUCAGCUUCAGCUCAGCCAGCUCAGGAGGCCUGUGGAGGGCGAGUCGUCAAAAUCAGAAGGCAAACCCUCCGAGGCAGCAGUACCCGUGUGUGAGGGAGCCUCUGCUAAUCCCCCAGAGCCCGGCAGGGUUGAGGAAAAGAUGACAGGGGAUGUGGCGGUAUUACACAGGGGAACACCCCUUUAUGGACAACCUGCCUGGUGGGGAGAUGGGGACGAUGAUCAACACCCUGGAAGGCCUGAAGAAAAGAAUUUGAGGCGUGAAAAAGCUCAAAGUGACACCAAGAAGAGUGCGGAAAAGUCAAAGUCUGCCCAGCCAAUAACCUCUACUCAGGAGCCAAGCUACUUUGAAAUCCCAACAAAGGAUGCUCCCUCAGCGGGUAAAGCUAGUGCUGAGGGCACAUCAGAAGACCAAGAGGUUGGUACUUCAUCUGCCGCAGAGGCUGUCCAUGGGCAUGCAUCCUUCACCAUUGAAUUUGAUCCUGGAGCAUCAGGCAAAGUGACGGUCAAAGAUCGAGUGGCAAAAAUGGGCCUAGAUACAAGACCACGCCCUAAAAAGGGAGUGGGGGAGGAGCUGAGUCCACUUCAGACAGCCAUGGUAGCAGCAGAGGUCAAAGUUGCGGAUUGGCUGGCCCAAAAUGAGCUGCCUCUGACUCUCAAAGAAACAGCUGCAGAAGACGGCGGGGAAAGUGUGAAGAGCGAUGUACCUGUUCAGCUGAGGAGUCUGAAAGACAGCAAACAUGAGGAUGGAACACAGAGCGACUCCGAGAAUGCACUUGGUGAGCAACGUAGGGCUGCCGCUCUAGAGCAGUGCACGUGGGGGCUUUGGAGCGGAGCAGGAAUGAAGAUCAGGGAAGGGCGAGCUAAUGUACCAGAGGGGCUCUUUGCAGAGGAAGAAAGCCCUGCACGCCGCCGCAGGUCUUCAAGUACAAAAGUGGAAAGGCAGCAUGGUGCGCCACAUCAACCAAGUAGUCGUGAUGAGUGCUACCACCAUGGAGAUGAUUGUAGUGACAGAGGGACAUACACCAUUGAACUGGAAAAUGGAGAUCAUGAAGAAGAAGAGGCUAGAAAAAUGAUUGACAAGGUAUUUGGUGUAGAUGAACUGGAAACUGUGCAUGUGUCCAAAGGGGGGAGUACAGACCUACGAGAGACCGUCCCCUCCCAGAGGUUUGGUAGCAGAGACAGUGGAAAACCUAUAUGUACAGAAACAGAGGUACUGGCUGAGGAGCUGGUGGUGGGUGGUCCUCGCUGGGUCUCACAGUGGGCUAUUCUUGCUGCCAGCCACAUUCGGACAGACCCGGAGGGAUCCGGUGGCGAGAGUCACAGCUUAGUUAUCGACAAAGCAGAUGUAAGUGAAUCCAGCCACUCCUUCGGUUCAUCUGGUCAAAAAGAACGAAAAAGAAGAACUCUGCCACAGGUGCCUGGUGAGGAGGUUGCACAGGGAAGGAGGACCCCGACGUGCACAGAUAUGGGGGAGAAACAGGACACAGAACUGCAAGAGAAAGAGAAGCAGGAGGAAAAGAUAGUCAGGGGGCAGAAUAUUCCUGGUCGUGGCAGUCCCAGUCGCUCCUUGCCAGCCAAGUCACAGGAGAGUAGUCAUGGGAGAACAAGCCAGACAGGUGUAAUGGCCAAGCUACCACCUCGUCCAAAGACUAGUGGAGAGAGGAGAAAGGAGGAGGUACAGAGGAGGAAAAAGGAAGACGAGAAGAUCAGGGACAGUGGUGGAAAACCCUUUUUGAGACAGGAGAGUUUUACUGUGGAGAAACCAAGUUCCAAUGUACCCAUUGAGCUCAUACCCCGCAUUGAUGGCAGCAGACCCCCGAGUCGAGAGGCUGGCAUUGACAGUGCCACACUACAGAGAGACUCUGAGGCAGUUGCAGCAUUUUUAGAGGGCACCAUAUCAGACCAAGGUGAUCCACCAAGUCAGUCUAUUGAAGGUUCCAUGUCUCCCGAGUCAGAUGUGGACACAACUAGUACAGUAAGCCAGGCUGACGGAGCUAGGAAAGUCGUUCAAAAACGCCGGAUUCUAGUAGGGCAGCAAAAAGAGAAAACUGUGGUCUGCUCCAACAAUAAAGGCCCAGCUUUUGGUCGAGGAACUCAAGACAAGAGGGUUAAGAGCAGAGCGCCGGGUUCUCAGCAGCCGUGGACCUCUCUGGACCUCACAGAUGAUGAUGUCAAUUCUAACUCACUUCUCUCUGACACCCAGCCCACAUCUACACAGGAAACCCAAGGUUCACGUGCUAAAGUCCAGGCAGGAAGCACAACAGUGGGGGCCAGCACCAAGUCUAGUAGGGCUAAGAGCACCCAGCCCCCUGCUUCUCUUCCAGCCGGUAAAAGUACAUGUGUCCCCAAACCAAGACCGACAAGGGCAUCCAUUCUGCGGAGAGCUCGGCUUGGUGACUCAACUGACACUGAACCUGCUGAUCUGGACAGGAUGUCUGUGGCCUCUGAGGCCUCAACCACUAGCUCCACAUCCAGAACGGAGAUGGUAAAAAGGGGAAUGUCUAGGAUAGAAGCUCUGGCACAGCCAAGGAGGCCAAGGGUUGGCUCCCCUUCUGCCCAGAGUGAUUCUGAAGCCACGGUGACCAGGAGUAGAGGACUUGGAACCAGAAGUACUGUUGGUGAGUUUGCUAUUCGACAAGGACUAAGAGGGUGCAGUGUGUCUUCAGCAGCUGGACCUAGGGCCAGGGCUAACAGCGCCUCCAAGCUGCCAGACAAAAGUAAAGCCACCUCGUCUCAUGGAAACGUCACUCCAGCAGUCAGCACUCGUUGGCGCCGUGUGCCCGUAGACUACGCCUCCACCUCAGAGGAUGAGUAUGGUUCCAACCGCCAUAUGUCCAAACAGGGCCACGCACGGCUGGUACUAUCCACACGGGUGGCUCAGUUAGGAGGCUCAGGGCCAACCCCUCCUAAUCCUGCUGGAUUGAAGCCACAGUCUAGAGAUCAGGAUGAGUAUAUGAGAGACUGGACAGCACACAGUGAGGAAAUAGCCAGGAUUAGCCAGGAUUUGGCCAAAGACCUAGCCAUGCUUGCAAGAGAGAUUCACGACGUAGCUGGAGAGAUUGACACAGUGAGCCCGGCAGCCACUGAUCCUGGCGUCUUGUUGGAGGAGCGUGGCUGUGAUGCCAGCUUGGACAAAGGGGGUCCCUCCACAGAUCAUAACAGCAUCCUGGAAAGCAAUGGGACGUCAGUUGAACUGAGACCGAGAUCUUGCAGUUCACAGGGAUCUCGCUCCAUUCGUCGACAGACGUGGAACAGAGAUGAGGCAAUUCUAGAAAGUUUACUUCUACCAUCCGUGAAUCAACUCUCAACCAGGAUACGUCAAUCAGUCGACAAAACAGCCAGCAAGAUCAGGAUACUUUUCAAGGACAAGGACAGGAAAUGGGAAGAGAUUGAGAGCAAACUUCAGGCAGAGCACGACUCCUUACUGCUGAAGAGCUCCAACAAGGAGAUUUCCACCAUUAUUCAAGACCUGAAGAGAGUGGAAAGACAACUCCUUGUCAUUGAUAUGAUGGUGGACCCCGAUGGUACUCUGGAUGCCCUGACCAGCUUGGGCCUAACCAGCCCUUUGACAGACCAGAAGAGUCCUGCAGCUCAGCAAGCAGAAUCGGUUCUUUCUUCCGGAGCAGAAGCUUCCGCCAUUGCACUCUCAGACGCAAAGCAUGAAGUGGCUCCCAGUGAACCUCACGGACUGUCAGAGGGUUCCCAACAGACCUCUGGAUAAUUAACAACCCUUUAAAGCAUCUGGUUAAUGUGCUCUUUAUGUUGGAGACACCCUGGAGCCCUGGAAACAAACUUUUUUUGACUGUGAGUAUUUUGGUUUUGAAUGAGACAAUGUGACCUGACCCCUGUUUGAGAACCUUAAGUAACAGGACAAAAUAAGUUACAUUUCCCAAAUCUGUAUGAAUCUCCGUCUUGGCUAAGUACAAACUCAUCUUUUUUGCACUAUAUUAUUAUCCAAGCUGUUCGUUCCCUAUAUGACCCGUGUCAGUUUGGUUGGCAUUGCCGGCAAUGAGACUGACCCGUUUCCAGUGAGGGUUGGAGUCUGCCAGGGCUGACCUUUGACUCCGAUUACUUUAUGGACAGAAUUUCUAGACGCAGCCAGGGUGUUGAGGGGUUCCGGUUUGGUGGCUGCUGGAUUGGGUCUCUGCUUUUGGCAGAUGAUGUGAUCCUUCUGGCUUCACUGAGCCGUGACCUUCAACUCUCACUGGAUCGGUUAGCAGCCGAGUGUGAAGUGGCCGGGAUGAGAAUCAGCACCUCCAAGUCUGAGUCCAUGGUUUUCGCCCGGAAAAGGGUGGAAUGCCAUCUAUGGGUCAGGGAUGAGAUCCUUCCCCAAGUGGAGGAGUUUAAGUACCUCAGGGUCUUGUUCAUGAGUGAGGGGAGGAUGGAACGCGAGAUGGACAGACGGAUUGGUGCGGUGUCUGCGGUGAUGCGGACUCUUCAUCGGUCUGUUGUGGUGAAGAGAGAGUUGGACCGAAAGGCAAAGCUCUCAAUCUACCGGUCCAUCUACGUUCCUACCCUCACCUAUGGUCAUGAGCUUUGGCUAGUGACCGAAAGGACAAGAUUGCGGGUACAAGCGGCCGAAAUGAGUUUUCUCCGUAGGAUGGCUGGGUCAGAAGCACUGUCAUCGGAGUAGAACCGCUGCUUCUUCGCAUUGAGAGGAGCCAGAUGAGGUGGCUUGGGCCUCCCGGACACCUCCCUGGGGAGGUGUUCAGGGCACGUCUGACCAGUAAGAAGGCCUCAGGGAAAACCCAGGACACGUUGGAGAGACUAGGUCUCUCAAUUGGCCUGGGGCCUUGGGAUCCACUGGGAGGAGCUGGAUGGAGUGGCCGGGGAGAGGGAAGUCUGGGCUUCCCUGCUUAGGCUGUUGUCCCCGCGACCCGACCUCGGCUAAGCGGUUGAAGAUGGAUGGACGGAUGGUUGGAUUGAUAUUAUCCAAAGUAUUGUAUGUCUGUGAUUCACAAAUGUUUGUUUGCCUACUUUGUCAUUGAAAUGCAAAUUAAUAAAUACUGUAACAGAGAAAAUGCAAAGAUAUCAAAAAUCUGCUACGGCAAGUCCUAAUUGUAAAUACAUGACAUCAGUUGUCGGCAUUCCCAAGAUCUGUCUCAGUAAUGAUUUUGAGAACUUUAUUUGCUGUAAAAAAAUGAGAUGCACAGGAUUUACCUUCUGUUUCAUAGAGUCAAAUCCCAAACUACAACAUGCCUUUUCAUUGUGAAAAUCUUCAUUUGGGACCUGUGCAUGAAUAAGUCAAAUGUAGCUUUGCGAAAGGUUUUCCUCUUCCUCGUGUAUUUUGUCACAAGUGCCCAGGAUCAAGCAAUCAUAGAAAUAUCACACUCACAUAUGAGAUGGUCAAAGGGUCAUAAAACCAUUUCUUUGCACAUUAUGAUGCUGGUGUCUGUUACAAUUAAUAUCCGACAGACCAGGACACGUCCCUUUCAAUGUUCUUUUAUGGUGGUCUUUUAACCAAAAAGUAUGCAGAGUUGCAGUCUGCAGGGAAAAGUCUGUCAGAGUAUUUUCUACUGUUGUGUUUGAGCCAGCAUAGACAGGGUCUACCUCCAAGUCCUUCAAAGGAGGGAUGGACGGUGUAUCAUCAUACUAAUGUUUACACAUGAAUGUAACCUGAAUACAUUUUAGCCAAACAAAUUUACUAAAGAUUACUAACUGCAUUUUGUGAUCAGCACUUAGUGUACUUUGUCUUUGACAAUUUGGAGAAGUUUUAUUUGAAUGGUUUGUACAAUUAUUUUUCUUUGUAGUGAUUUUGUUAUAAUUGUUGAUCUGUUGUUGUCCACAAUACCUGUAUAUUGUUUGCCUUGUUUCCAAUAAAAUGCAUGAUAAUUA
Molecule: messenger RNA, 6900 nt
Organism: Dunckerocampus dactyliophorus (ringed pipefish)
Lineage: Eukaryota; Metazoa; Chordata; Actinopteri; Syngnathiformes; Syngnathidae
Gene: cep170ab
Product: centrosomal protein 170Ab
Exons: 19
Coding region: 716-4786 (1356 amino acids)
Cellular component (GO): centriole
Molecular function (GO): protein binding
Source: RefSeq, a predicted model, not a curated record